This is a messenger RNA of Loa loa (African eye worm), 303 nucleotides long. RefSeq lists its product as hypothetical. The record is from RefSeq and is a predicted model, not a curated record. The transcript has a single exon. NCBI's taxonomy places the organism in Eukaryota, Metazoa, Nematoda, Chromadorea, Rhabditida, Onchocercidae. The coding region runs from base 1 to 303 and encodes 100 amino acids.
AUGUACAUAUAUGUAUAUAUAUACAUAUAUAUAUAUACGUAUAUACACCCAUUUAACCAAAACAGUAAUUCUUUUCAUGCACACAUACACAUACACAUGCACACACACACACACACAUACACAUACACAUACGUAUACAUACACGCGUACACAUAUAGACGGGCACAGACACAUACACAUACACAGACACAUAUAAACAUAUAUACAUACGCAAACAUACACAAACACACAUACAUAGACAUACACACAGACAAAUAUAUACACAUACAAACAUACAUACAUACAUAUACCACUGAUAAAUGA